Drosophila navojoa is the source of this 1204-nucleotide messenger RNA. RefSeq names its product A-type potassium channel modulatory protein KCNIP1. Lineage: Eukaryota; Metazoa; Arthropoda; Insecta; Diptera; Drosophilidae. Gene Ontology annotation, molecular function: calcium ion binding. The record is from RefSeq and is a predicted model, not a curated record.
CAGCAGCAGAGGCAGAGGCAGCAGAAGCAGCGCCAGCAUUCGCAUUCGCAUUAACAUUAACAUUUAGAUUAAUAACCAUGGCAUCUCCGCCGGAAAGUCCCAUCGAGGAGGUGGUCUAUGAGUUAGAACACACACGCGUGCCUAAGCCCAUUCCGGUCGCUCUCGAGGACUUGUGCCGUCAGACCAAGUUCACCAAGCAGGAGAUUCGCGUCAUGUACAGAGGAUUUAAGACGGAAUGUCCGGAGGGUGUGGUGCACGAGGAUUGUUUUAAGGAUAUUUAUGCCAAGUUCUUUCCGCAUGGCAAUUCCAGUUUAUAUGCUCAUUAUGUGUUCAAAGCCUUCGACGUUAACUGCAACGGCGCCAUUAGUUUUCGGGAUUUAUUGGUCACUUUGUCCACGCUGUUACGCGGCUCCGUUUAUGAGCGUCUGCGCUGGACCUUCAAGUUAUACGACCUCAAUGGCGAUGGCCGCAUAAGUCGCGGGGAGCUGAGUGAAAUCGUUUUGGCCAUACACGAGCUCAUGGGCAGAAGAGCUCACCAGCCCGAGGACGAUCGCAAGGCCAGAGAUCAGGUGGAUCGAGUUUUUCGCAAAUUGGAUUUGAAUCAGGAUGGCAUCAUAACGAUAGAAGAGUUUCUGGAGGCAUGCCUGAAGGACGAUUUGGUGACGCGCUCAUUGCAGAUGUUCGACACUGACCUUUGAUGACAAGAGGAGCCAGAGAUCCGAAACACCAGGACUAUAGUACCGCUUAUAGAUCUAUAAAUUGUUGUUUCGGAUAAUACAGUCGACAGGAGACAUAGAGCGACAGAGACAUACGAUGAAGAGAAACAACAUAUUAGUAUUUAAUAUUAUUUCUAGGCAAUAAUAUCGAACGAACAACAAACUUGAACAUUUAUAAAUGUGUGCAAAUGACAAAAGAGUUGAAUAUAAAUAUUGAAUAUAUAUAUAUAUAUGUCACUUUUUAAGCAUAUUAUGAAUUAAAUCCUGCCGUCAGAAGCGAAUUGGUAUUAUACUCUUGAUGUACUUAUUGAAUGUAUUUCAAAGUGUUUCAAAGAAAAGCAACUUUACUUCUUAAUAUUGAAUGAACAAACAACUAAACAAAACCACCAACCAAAGUGAAUAAAAAAAAACUAAGAACUUGGAAACGGAAUUGGUUAUAUGAUAACAAAAUAAAAUCCAAAACGAUUUACUUUACACAAAAACGAAAA